Messenger RNA from Racocetra persica, 840 nucleotides. Lineage: Eukaryota; Fungi; Glomeromycota; Glomeromycetes; Diversisporales; Gigasporaceae. The record is from the annotation of a GenBank genome assembly.
AUGUACUUUACACAAAAAAAUUUUAAAUUAGUACACCGUUUUCUAACGCGACGUAAAAAUGUUAGGCAAUUGCAUUCUGUUGUUCCUCUUCCUUAUACUAUAGAUAAUGGAAUUCAACCAUUGUUCACAGAGAAAAGUCUUAAAGAAUUAAUUGAUUAUCAAUCCACCCUUGUUGAUAAUUUGAAUAAAUUUACUUCAGAAUUUUCGGAUUACACAAUUUAUGAAAUAAUAACCAAAACUGCGCAAGAACCAUCGAAAGCUUUAAUAUUUAAUUACGCAUCUCAGGCAUGGAACAAUGAUUUCUUUUUACAGGGAUUGACACCAAAGGGCGUGACACUUCCAGAACCAUUUCUUCAUGAGCGAAUCAAACAAACAUUUGGAUCAAUAAACGAUUUUAAAACACAUAUAUGGCAUUGGGACUAUUUGGUUCCGGAUGGACAUGGCAAGCUUGUUGAAACAGAAUUUAAACAACUCAGAGUGGUAAACACUUAUAAUGCAGGCACAACUCUUGACACUACUCGUCUCCAAGAAAAAGAUCCAAACAAUCACCCAACAAGUUUCCUGUCAUCUCCAUUCUUGACUACUUCCUCACAAUUUGCCCCAAACGCCGGCUCUUCUAAGCCAGUUCCACCCCCUUCCAUAGCAUUGAAUCUAGUAGAUCCACCACCACACAAAUCUAAAUUCACUCCGUUGUUAUGUUUAAAUGUUUGGGAGCAUGCGUAUCUUAAGGAUUUUGGAAUUCAUGGUAAGGAAACGUAUAUAGAUCGUUUUUGGGAAUGCGUUGAUUGGACAGUUGUGCAUAAUAGAGCUGCGUCAUUGCGUGAUGUUCAAGGUUCUUAA